CUGGACUUCUCAGAAGCCCUCGCGGCUUCUGAGCAGAUUCCUGCGUCUUCGGGGAAGGCUUAGGAAACUUCCCAGAAGGCAGGGGGGAUUGCGAGCCUUCUGAGAAGGCCUUCUCCUUCUCACUUCCCCCCCGCGCACGCCGCCACUCUAGAGCGCAGCAGAGGGGCCUGUGGCAGCCCUAUACACUGCAGCCCGCGGUGGUGGAUUUCUUUCGAGACGGAGGUCACCAUGUACGUGAACCCGAACGUGGCAUCCGAAGAGUACAUCCGGCAGAACGACAGGUUCCGGGAGGCCAUCCUCGGCGUCGUCUUCGACGUCAGAAGCUGCGAGGAGCAGCUCCAGUUCUUGGACGGGGAGGAGUACAGGGUGAUUGGCGAGGACGGGGCGAACUACACCAGCGCCAGGGAGCGCUGCGCCGCCCUGCUCCAGGGAGAGGCAGAGCCCGAAGAUGCGGAAAUCGCUGCGGCGGUGGACGGUGCGGCCAACCUGGCGAGGCUGCACUACAUGCAGCGGCGCCAACCUGCUCGGCGACUGCUCGUCGCCGGCGGCGCUGUCGGCGACGAGUGCGUCACCGACGCCGAGUGCCAGGACCCGCUGAAGUGCGCCGCCUCGGAGGAGAGCUCUGGCUCGGGCGCCCCCACCUGGGAGUGCCAGGAGCCAGUGGCCGCGGUGUUCCGGUUCACGCCGUCCACAUCUUUGGCGCCGCACCCGGACAUCGACACGUGGGAGCCGGCGGGCGGCAGGAACUUGGACCCCAAUGCGGUCUUCUCGUAUCAGAGCAGCGGGUUGGAAGAUGGUCAGGGCGGCGACGGCGGAACAAACGGAGCGAGCGACGACGAAGGCGAGGGCGGCGAAGACGGAGGAGAUGGCCAUGGCGGAGAAGAUGGCGAGGGCGGCGACGGCGGAAUAAACGGAGCGAGUGAUGACGGUGGCGAGGGUGGCGAGGAUGGCGGAGGUGGAGCGGAUGGCGAGGGUGGCGGAGGCGGAGCAGAAGGUGGCGGUGGCGAGGGCGGAGAAAGUGGCGACAAUGGCGGGCAUGAAGCAGAGCAUGAUUGCGAAGACGGACAGCAGGAGCACUGGGACGAGGCCAAGAGCAUCUGGUGUUGCGACCACGCCAACAAGGGCUGUUUCAAGCAGUCGUCCGGGAGAUAG
Molecule: messenger RNA, 1152 nt
Organism: Prorocentrum cordatum
Lineage: Eukaryota; Dinophyceae; Prorocentrales; Prorocentraceae
Source: the annotation of a GenBank genome assembly